Molecule: messenger RNA, 1912 nt
Organism: Plectropomus leopardus (leopard coralgrouper)
Lineage: Eukaryota; Metazoa; Chordata; Actinopteri; Perciformes; Serranidae
Gene: rhof
Product: ras homolog family member F
Biological process (GO): small GTPase-mediated signal transduction
Molecular function (GO): GTPase activity; GTP binding
Source: RefSeq, a predicted model, not a curated record
GUCAGAGCAGCCACAACUGCUCUACAUGUGCAACUCGCUGCUCUUACCCAGAGAUGCUUUCAGUGAGCAGACUGACAAUAGGACAGGAGAAGAGAGUAGGGGGUCAACUGGAAACCGCUUCAAUGUGACAGGAACAGGAAGUGGUAAACAGAGCAAGAUACCCGGCUUUGGGAUGUAUUUAACUUAAAUCUGGAGGGAGUAGCUUCAGCCUCAUCCUGUCUGACACCUGUUUGACUGUUUGGAGGCGAAAUGACACAAAACCAUGCUGGGACUGCCAACGGUACCGCCACCAAGAAGGGAGAAGAACUUAAAAUUGUGAUAGUGGGAGAUGGAGGCUGUGGGAAAACAUCACUUCUGAUGGUUUAUGCUAAAGGUGACUUUCCAGAGAAAUAUGCGCCAUCAGUGUUUGAAAAAUAUGUCACCACGAUCUCUCUCGGGGGAAAAGAGAUUAAGCUCAACCUGUACGACACAGCCGGACAGGAGGACUAUGACCGACUACGACCGCUUUCAUACCAAGAUGCCCAUCUGAUUUUAGUCUGCUUUGAUGUGACCAACCCUACCAGCUAUGAGAAUGUCUUGAUAAAGUGGCACCCAGAAGUGAAGCACUUCUGCCGUGACACCCCGGUCAUCCUGAUUGGCUGCAAGACUGACCUCAGGAAGGAUAAAGAGUGUGCAAGGAAGCUCAAGGCCAUGGAUCAGGCUCCCAUCACCUACACACAGGGUGAGGAGACCCGGGAGCAGAUGAACGCGGAGCUCUACCUCGAGUGUUCGGCAAAGUACCAGGAGAACGUGGACGACAUUUUCAGGGAGGCCACCAAACGAACUUUGGCCUACCACAGAAAACAAAGGAACCACAGGAGGAAGAAGAAAUGUGUCAUUUUGUGAGGUCAAAAUAAGACUUAUAAAACCACUCAUUAGCACUGAGAUUUGUGGGACAUUCAGAGAGCAAAGAUGGUUGGUGUCCUGGACAAAUGUGGAGACAGCUGUAUGACCACUGAGAGAGGACUCAUCAGUCCCAGUUACUGAACAGGCCUUUACUGUCACAAGAAAUGUCUAAUGACGUAACAGGAAGGACGAUUUUGCAAGAAGCAGCACAGUUGUGUGCAGUUUAAAGUGCCUUCUGUCAAUGUGUUUUAACUUUUGUACAAUAUUUUUUUAGUAAUUUUUUACUGAUAGAAGACUAUGUGUCAUAUCUAAAUCUGUGUUUUGUUGAAUGUAUAUCUAUUGUAGGAAUUUAAACUGUUAUUUUUUUGUAAACCCAGACUUUCCAAAAGGUUUUAGUGCUGCCAGUUUAAAUGUCUGAAUCUGCUGUGAAAGCUGCUGGUAGAAAACAUAUUCCCCAAACAUAAUAGUUGGUGAAAUUCAAUAUAUCAUGGUACUGUAGCUUUAAAAGUCUUGAGUAACAGGGUUCUUCAUUUCCAGUAAAACAAAACACUGACCUAGAAUUUGUUUUGGGGCAUUGUCAACUUCAAGCAGGGGGCUCUUGUCUUUACUAACAGCACCCACUAGUGUUGGAAAAAGUGAAUGUUUGCAGUGGCUGCACAAUUUAGGGAUUUCCACUUUAGUCACACAGUAAACUGAAGGAACACUGGAAUAAAUAAAUCUAUUUUCUGCCCAAUUGCACAAUAAAUGCAGAAAUAGCAUUCAUUUUUAAUGAGGUGUUUAAUUAUUAAUAUAUAUUUUUUUACAACAAUGUACACAGAUUGAGAAACUGUCAACUGUCUCGUUACUGAUCAUUCUCAGGCACCAGUUACAGUCACCAAAUGAACAAUGAAAACAUUGUUUAACAUCAGCUACAUCGUAAAAAUGAGGAAAUCAAGUUGUUUUGUGCAUUCUGGCAGCUCUCAAGUGUAACAUUUUGGUCUGUAACCCGACAUGCUUCGGUCUUCCCUCAAUAAAAGUGAUACAUAGA